GUGGGCCCGCAGCGGCAGGGCAGCCGGGCGGCAGGCGGAGCGGCCGCCCCCAUGUCGGGCCCGCGGGGCGCCCUGCAAGCCUGGUGCCGGCGGCAGUGCGAGGGCUACCGCGACGUGGAGAUCCGCGACCUCAGCUCCUCCUUCCGCGACGGUCUGGCCUUCUGCGCCAUCCUCCACCGGCACCGGCCCGACCUCCUAGACUUUGAUUCUCUCUCCAAGGAUAAUGUCUACGAAAAUAACCAGUUGGCCUUUGAAUUGGCGGAGCGAGAGCUGGGCAUUCCAGCUCUGCUGGAUCCCAAUGACAUGGUCUCCAUGAAAGUUCCAGACUGCCUCAGCAUCAUGACUUAUGUGUCUCAAUAUUACAACCAUUUCAACAACCCCAACCAAGCAUGGCAUGAGUCACUGCCCUCAGCAGUGCCUGAUCCUCCUUGCCUUCUGUCCCCAGCCAGAGUCCCUCCGCCUAUGAAGCGCCCAGCUGCUGCUGCAUCACCACCUCUGCUGGCCCACAAGAAGCCUGUGGCUGCGGUUGAGAGUUCCUCAGCACCACAGGACGAUGCCCCCGUGGAGCCAGCAGAGCUGUCUCAACGCACCACGCUCAGCAGUACCUGCACAGCCUGCCAGCAGCACGUCCACCUGGUGCAGCGCUACCUGGCUGAGGGCAAGCUCUACCACCGCCAGUGCUUCAGGUGUAAGGAGUGCUCCAGCACCUUGCUUCCAGGGUCGUACAAACCCGGCUCAGAGGCAGGGACUUUUGUCUGCACGCAGCAUCGUGGUAAAUUGGCCAUGAGUGGGAAGAUGGAUAGGAGGCUCAGCCUGGACCGACAGUCACCAGAGCUAAGAACUGAAGCUGGGGCCGGCAGCGUGGGUGAGGACAUGCACCCUGCAGGAGCAGAGGUGGGGAAGGACAACAGCAGUGUUGUGGAGACCGUGGCAGAGACCCAGAUGCCUGCAGAAGUGCCAACCAACCCAGAGGAGAAGGACAGCACACCAAGCAGAGCAGAGACAGCCAUACCCUGUGCAGGAAGUGGGGCACCCAUUUCCCAAAUUCCCCCCAGGCCUCCUCUUCCCAGCAAGUCCUUGAUGCCCAGCCAGGACAAAGCUGGCUCACUGGAUGGACAGCACAGACACACUCGGCCUACCCCAGCCCCAAGGAGAUCCUCAGAUGCCCUCUCCCCACCAGCCUCACAUCCUGUGCCCCGACCCAGGUCCACCAUCCAGGGCGAGGCCAGUGACAGCGGGCCUGGUAUGGUGAAUGGUAGGGUACCUGAACCCAGUCCCCCUGUCCCAAAACCCCGAGGGAGACCCUGCUCCUCUGAUCGUGCCGGAACUGCUGCCAGAGCCAAGGAUCCACCAUGGAUGGCCUUAGUGCAAGCAGAGCCCAAGAAGAAGCCUGCUCCUCCUCCUCCCCCAGGGAGCAGCCAUGAGACCCCAAGCAGGACUUUAGAGGAGGAGGAUGGGGAGGAGGUGGGGAAAGCCAGGAGUGAGGAAAGCAGAUCUGAUGCCACGGAGCCCAAAUCAUACAAUCCCUUUGAGGAAGAGGAUGAUGAGGAAGAGGAGAGCACUGCUGCCCAAAAGAGCACACCUGAGCAGGAGCAGAGUGAUACUGCUGCCAGGCCUCUGCACCCCUGGUACGGCAUCACUCCCACUAGCAGCCCCAAGGUGAAGAAGCGGCCAGCUCCACGAGCCCCCAAUGCUUCCCCACUAGCCCACCACCCAAUCUCCAGGCUGUCGCACUCCGAGCCGUCAUCUUCCACCCCAUCUCCAGCCCUCAGCCUUGAGAGCAUCAACUCUGAGAGUUCAGCUAAGGUGCUGGGUGACACCGACGAGGCUUCUGUGCCCAAAAGCUCCUCCGAGCCCACUGUCCACACACCAACGGCCACCAAGACCUCUCACACUGAUACUCCGCUCACCAGCGUCUCCUCCAGCGAAAGCCCUGCUGCUCCAGCCAGCCUCUCCACCAACUCCUCCUUCUCCUCCUCCAGCGAACUGGCCAGCUUCAGUGGGGAGGUGCAGAAUAGCACCCCGCAUGCCAGCAGGAGCGUCUCUUCUGGCAGCUUAAAGACCAGCCCCAGCCGGCUGCCCCCCAAGCCUCCUGCCGGUGCUAGCCCUACACCCAUGCUCUUGGUGUCAGAAGGAGGUACUGGGAGCCCUAAGCCCUCCUCCUCACCCAAGCCACAGCUGAAGUCCUCCUGCAAAGAGAACCCCUUCAACCGAAAGCCAUCACCUGUUGCCUCCCCCUCUGCAAAGAAACCUCCCAAAGGCUCCAAACCAGUGCGUCCUCCUGCACCAGGUCACGGCUUCCCGCUGAUCAAGCGCAAGGUGCAGACAGAUCAAUACAUCCCUGAGGAAGACAUCUACGGAGAGAUGGAUGCCAUUGAACACCAGCUGGACCAGCUAGAGCACCGUGGGGUGAUUUUGGAGGAGAAACUUCGCAGCUCUGAGAAUGACAGCCCUGAGGACAGCCUGCUGGUGGACUGGUUCAAACUCAUCCAUGAGAAGCACAUGCUGGUGCGCCACGAGUCAGAGCUCAUCUACAUCUUCAAACAGCAGAAUCUGGAGCAGCGACAGGCAGAUGUGGAAUAUGAGUUGCGUUGCCUCCUCAACAAGCCAGAGAAAGACUGGACUGAGGAAGACCGAGUGAGGGAGAAGGUGUUGAUGCAGGAGCUGGUGACCAUCAUUGAGCAGAGGAAUGCCAUUGUGAACUGCCUGGAUGAGGACCGGCAGAGGGAAGAGGAGGAGGAUAAAAUGUUGGAAGCUAUGAUUAAAAGAAAAGAAUUUCACAAGGAGGCUGAGACUGAAAGCAAGAAGAAGGGCAAAUUCAAGCCCAUGAAGGUGCUUAAACUGCUGGGCAACAAGCAUGACUCCAAGAGCAAGUCGCCCAAGGAGAAAAGCUAGAGCAGAAUGCCAGCAAUGGGAGGGAUGUGCUGCCUGACCACCCUGGCCUCCCACAGCCGGCUGCCUGCCAGGAGGGGCCUGGCUCCCUCCACUCCCCUUGCCUUUCCCCUUCACUCCACGCCAGGCACUGGCAUGGUCACCCCAGGAAGACACCGGCCCUCUGUGCCCGCAGUGCUGAGUCCAACCCAGUGCUCCCCUUCCUGAGGCUGCCGAGGAGCCUGAAUUUCCCCUCUAAAGCCUCACUAACAAGGCGGGGAGAAAAUGGAUUCGCUUUUCAGAAGCGUUGCCCUGUCACGUGUCCUUGUUACUGACUGAGAAGCAAGAUGAGGAGUUUGGUGUUUGUGAGAAUACUUGCACUAACUGUACCCCUCCCCUACUCCCGCUCUUACUGUGACAGCUCUGUGUGCCUCCAACCUCUUGCGCCUGGCUCCCCCUCCCUGCCUGCCCACUCUUGUCCCUUUCCUGUCCUAUUUUUAACUUCAGGAGAAAAGUCUGAUAUUAGAAUCAGGAUUCUUUAGGUUUUAAAUAAGUACAGUCCAGCAUCACAAAGCUCUAAAGCCAUAGCCAAAAAAAUAACUGGGGCCCUAUUUUGAGCUGUCCCCUCCCACUGAAGGCUUUUCCCCUUGAGCAUUACAGGUCUCAGAGGACCCAAGGGGACAAUGUACAUCUGCUCGGAUGUAGCCUGUGUGCCCUACUCAGGAUAUCUUACCCCCACUGCUGCUAAGCACCACUGCCUGCUGCCUUCAGGGGGAGGGAGAAACAUUCCUUUUCUAGGCAAGGGCAGAAAAGCACAAGACUGACUUAGUGCCGGUAAUGGGCAAGCCUGUGCCCCUGCUCACCAGUGCCACCCUUGAGUGGCUGGAGAGAACUGCAUGGUCACAACUGACCUUUCCCCAGUUUCAUCUGUAUGUACUUUAAAAACAUGUGAAGAGGGUUUGGCUGGUUAUUUUUUAUGCCUCCUUUUCUACAUGAAUUCAAACUUGCCCUAAAACUUUUAAAACCCUUAUUUUAUUUGUUGUACGUGUGCGUGUGCGUGUAUGUUGGAGGAAGGAAGAGGGGAACAGUAUUCUUUCAACUUUCCCCUCUUCCUUCCAUUUUUGUUUCUUGCCUUCUCCUCCAAGCUGAGGAGCUAUUUAUUGAGUUGUUUUGUCGGUUUGAAUUAGACAUUGACUUCCAUGGGUGUUUGGUUGGUCAGCUGUUUGUCAUGCCUUCCCAUUAGCAAAUUAGUCAUGCCAGCCCCGAACAAACUGCUGCGCUCCCUUCCAAAAAUACAGCAGGCUUUAGCCAAAACACUUUUAGAGCAGUGCCUUGCAACAUGGCUGGCGUAGCGUUCUGUAAAAAGAUCUAUUUCCCAAACCCUGAGUGACCAUGGGUGAGUGGCAGCACGCCAUGCCACUUGCCAUAAUACCCCAGCAGGCUGAUCAGGAGCAGGGGUUGGGGGGUUGGGGAGGAAUCUUAAUGCACAGCUCUUCUCCAAGGAGAAACAAAUCUGUUCUAGAGCCUGCUGUUGUGUCACUGUUGCCAUAGGCUAUCAGGAUUGCAGCAGCCUGACACCCCUUGACCCCAUGCCUGGUCAGAACCUUGAUUUGGAAAUUAUGCUGUACUAACUCUAUGACUUCCAUUCAUCUGAUCAGAAAUAAAUACUGGAUUUGAAAAACGA
Molecule: messenger RNA, 4555 nt
Organism: Lagopus muta (rock ptarmigan)
Lineage: Eukaryota; Metazoa; Chordata; Aves; Galliformes; Phasianidae
Gene: MICALL1
Product: MICAL like 1
Exons: 16
Coding region: 52-2895 (947 amino acids)
Biological process (GO): actin filament bundle assembly
Cellular component (GO): plasma membrane; actin cytoskeleton
Molecular function (GO): actin filament binding
Source: RefSeq, a predicted model, not a curated record